Molecule: messenger RNA, 810 nt
Organism: Rhodamnia argentea
Lineage: Eukaryota; Viridiplantae; Streptophyta; Magnoliopsida; Myrtales; Myrtaceae
Product: xyloglucan endotransglucosylase/hydrolase protein 2-like
Exons: 4
Coding region: 1-810 (269 amino acids)
Biological process (GO): xyloglucan metabolic process; cell wall biogenesis
Cellular component (GO): apoplast; cell wall
Molecular function (GO): xyloglucan:xyloglucosyl transferase activity; hydrolase activity, hydrolyzing O-glycosyl compounds
Source: RefSeq, a predicted model, not a curated record
AUGGAAUCUUCUUAUCUGCUUCCGGGCUUCCUUGGCUUUCUCCUGGUGGUGAAUGUGUUAUUUGCAAGAGGAAGACAAGAAGUAAGCUUCUAUCGGAACUACAACGUCACCUGGGGAAAUGCUCAUUUUUCCAGCCUCUACGACGACGCCGAAGUCCAACUUACGCUGGACCAAACUUCAGGAGCUGGAUUUGAAUCUAAAUCAUAUUAUCGAUCUGGAUUAUUUCAAAUGAGGAUCAAAAUUCCAGAACAAAAAUCCCCAGGAGUUCUUACCUCAUUCUAUCUAACUUCAAGGAAAGUGCUGCACGAUGAACUUGACUUUGAGUUCAUUGGUAGCAACGGACCACCUUAUUCUUUGAGUACAAACGUGUACACAAAAGGAGUUGGGGGCCGCGAGCAAAAGAUUCGCCUUUGGUUUUUUGUGGACAAAAUACCGAUCAGAGUGUUCAAGAACCUGGGGAUCAAAGGGACCUACCCAACACAAGCCAUGCAGGUGGUAGGGACCAUAUGGAAUGCCGAGGAUUGGGCCGGGAAGAUCGACUGGUCCAAGGCGCCGUUCACAGCCCAUUUCCAAGGCUUCGACAUUAACGGGUGCGUCGUGCCAGACGUCCUGGAUCCAGGAAGCUUUCGAGGAUGCUACUACAAUCACCGGAAUGCAUGGUGGUCUUGGAGGGCAAAUCAAACCCUAACCAGACGUCAAGGGAUGCAGUACCGAAAUGUGAGGCGCAAGUACUUGGAUUACGACUAUUGCAGCGACAGGACUAGGUACCCUGUGCCUUUCCCCGAAUGCCAAGCACCGACAGGAAUUUGA